Stylonychia lemnae is the source of this 2043-nucleotide messenger RNA. The record is from the annotation of a GenBank genome assembly. Lineage: Eukaryota; Ciliophora; Spirotrichea; Sporadotrichida; Oxytrichidae.
AUGAAGAGAUUUGUUUCACUAGCUGGAGCUUUAAUCGUUGGUACUGUCGUAGCCAACGACCAAGUUGCCGAAACCAAGAAAGUAGUUCUUAAAGCAGAGCCUGAACUUAAAGUCACUGCUCCAUUCCAAACUGUCAACCAUGGAGAGAAGCAAAUUAAGAUUGCCAAGAGACAACAGCUCGCUGAAGACUCAGACUUGACUUCCCACGAUUUACCAAGAAAGGAAAGAGAAAACAGACAAGUCAACAGAAGACCCAGACACCAAUCACACGUCACUUCUGAUGAAGCUGCUGAAAUCGAGGUUCAAUACAGAAACUUCAGUGACUUAUCUGAUCAACCAAGAAGAUAAUCUAGCGUUGAAGUAUAGGCCUACAGAAAGGCUGAAGCUAGAUCUCAAUCAGUCUCAUCAUGGGACUAAGAAGAGCAAGCUUACAAGCAAAAGCUCGAAGUUAGAGAGAAAAAGGCCCCCGCCAGAAGCACUAGCCCAGAUGUCGCUGCUCCAAAGGUUAGAGUUGCCAGACAAAGAAACGAUUCCCCAAGAUCAUGGGACUCAAGAGGCAGAACUUUCUCUGCUAGAAACUCAAGCAACAGUGUUUCUUCUCAUGAUAUUGAGGUACAAAAGUCACUUGUUGGUUCACUUGACUACAAUGUGAGACCAGCUGAGAAGAGAUCUUCAAGCCCUGCCUCAUGGGAUGAACUCGCUGUUGAAAAGAGACAAGCUUCCUCAGAUGGUGCUAGUUCAUGCGAUAGCGCUGACUGGGAAGAUGUUCAAUCAACUUUGAUUGGAGGUGAUGGCCACGACAACUGGAGACAAAAAUCAGGAAAGAUCGGUGGAGAUGGCCACGAUGACUGGCAACACAAGGGUGGCAAGAUUGGAGGAGAUGGCCACGAUGACUGGUAACAUAAAGGUGGAAAGAUCGGUGGUGACGGUCAUGAUGACUGGCAACACAAAGGUGGCAAGAUUGGAGGAGAUGGCCAUGAUGACUGGUAACACAAGGGUGGAAAGAUCGGUGGUGACGGUCACGAUGACUGGCAACACAAAGGUGGCAAGAUCGGAGGCGAUGGCCACGACAACUGGAGACAAAGAAGUGGCCUCAUUGGUGGUGGCGAUCACGAUCAAUGGUGGAAACACAGAGAUUAACCAACUGUUGAGACAAUGCUAGGAUAAAAUGGUCAUGGAAUAUGGUACAAGGAAUUUUAGCCAGUCGUUGAAAAAGGCAUUAUUGGAGGUGAUGAUCAUGAUUACAAGCCUCAUGCCACUCGUGGCGUUUCAUACCCAACCAUUAUUGGAGGUGGCGAUCACGAUCAAUGGUGGAAACACAGAGGAGAUGUUCAACAAAAAGUUGCCACUAUUAUGGGAGGUCCAACUGACCCAGAUCACUACAGAUAUAUGUACCAACAACAAAUGCCAAGAGUUCAAGAUCAACUUAUUGGAGGUGGAGACCACGACUACUGGUGGAGAAGAGGUGGUCCCAUGGUCGAGGAUUACUGGUCCAGCAGAGGAGGUCCCUUAGUUGAGAAAUCUCAACUCAUUGGUGGAGAUGGCCACGACAACUGGAGACAAAAGCAACAACCAAUCAUUGGAGGUGGAGAUCACGAUUAAUGGUGGAAACACAGAGGUGAUAUUCAACCUCAGGUAGCAGAUCAACUUAUUGGUGGUGGAGAUCACGACUAAUGGUGGAAAUUCAGAGGUGCUCAACCAAAGGUUGAAGAACAACUCAUUGGUGGAGGAGAUCACGACUAAUGGUGGAAACAUAGAGGAGAUCUUGAGCCAAUGGUUGAAAACCCACUCAUUGGUGGUGGAGAUCACGAUCAAUGGUGGAAACACAGAUCUGAUGUUAUUGGCAAGAAUGACGGCCACGAUGACUGGCAAAGAAAUAGACAAAAGACCCAAGAUGUUAUCAUCGGAGGUGGUGACCACGAUCAAUGGUGGAAACACAGAGGUGAUGUUCAACCAAAGGUUGCUGAGCAACUUAUUGGAGGUGGAGAUCACGAUCAAUGGUGGAAACACAGAUAAAGCGGUGGAUACGUUUUCCUCAACUGA